AUGAAAAGAGCCAGGUGAGGAGACACAGGCACAUCCCUCUACUCUCUUUCCCCUCCCCUCCCUCUUUCUCUCCCUCUCUCUCUCUCUCUGUGACGUGGUAUGUGUGUGUGUGUGUGUGUCUGCGUGUGUUUGCUGUGUGUGUGAACGGGAGAGAGAGAGCGAGAUAGAGAGACAGAGAGAGAGAGAGACAGAGAGAGACAGAGAGAGAAACAGGUCGGCUUUCCUUCAGCAUACUGUGAACCUGCAGAGGAGGCAGCAGCGCUCUCCAGACUGAGGAUUAUCUCUUCUUUCCCCAGAUACUUUCAACUGAAGGUCAAACUGGAGAGACGAGGUCACAAAAAGUUUCUACGUCUCCUCGGAAUCAGUGAAUUGUGUGCAGGGCAUCUACUGAGGGCAGAGCCUUUGCAGCUCCAGCAACGAUGAAAGACACCAACGCCUGAGCUUCUCAGCGACACCGUAUGACAGGGGAGGAUGGGUGAUGGGCCCAUGAAAUUCAGCAGACUCUCUCCUCCUCCUUAUGCCAUCCUCUCAUGGAGAAUUCUGUCACACCAAGCUCCUCCUGGAACACUUCUCUCUCGGGGCUCCACACAUUUCCAGCCUUACUGUAUCCAAACAACUCUAACGUGACCUUGCCCAUCAGAAGCAUCCAGGGUAGGAUAAAUCUGAACCAGUCCUUGGCACUAUGUGCUAUGCUCAUUAUGGAUGUGCUGGCAGUGGUAGGGAACUUGGCCGUGAUAAUUGUCAUCACCAAAACUCCACAGCUACGUAAAUUUGCUUUCGUUUUCCACCUCUGUGUGGUGGACCUGCUGGCAGCGCUGGUGUUGAUGCCUCUGGGGAUGGUAUCAGAUCGACUCCUGGUGGAUGAGGCGCUGUGCCGGAGCUACCUCUGCUUGAGUGUGUGUCUAGUAAGUGCUGCCAUCCUCACCAUCUGUGCCAUAAACGUGGAGCGCUACUACUACAUUGUCCAUCCGAUGCGUCAUGAGGUGAAGAUGACAGUGGCGGUGGUGGUAGCAGUAGUGGUGGGAAUCUGGAUUAAAGCCAUAGUCAUGUCCUUGAUACCUCUUGUGGGAUGGCUGCUCCAAGGGAACCAGAGUCUGGGGUCUCUCCUCAUUCCCGGGCAGAGACACUGCUCCCUCCACUGGACGGGAGGCAGGACCACACGCUUGCUUUUCAUGGUCUUUUUUACAUUUAUUUAUUUUCUAUGCCCCAUGAUGAUCAUUCUAGUGGUCUACUGUAACAUGUUCAAGGUGGCACGAGUAGCAGCCAUGCAGCACGGCCCCCUUCCCACCUGGAUGGACAUGCCGCGACAACGGUCUGAGUCCAACAGCAGCUACUCCACCAUGGAAGCCAGCCUCGGAGGAAGUUGUGCCCGUGCCACGCCUCAGAGGACCUUUAGUGGUGGGAAAGCUGCAGCUGUUUUGGUGGCAGUGGGAGGCCAGUUCCUCUGCUGUUGGCUGCCAUAUUUCUCCUUCCAUCUCUAUUCAGCUGUGGUUUCAACAUCUCCGACCUCAUUAGCCCAAAUGGAGGAUGUGGUCACAUGGAUUGGCUACUUCUGCUUCACCUCCAACCCCUUCUUCUAUGGCUGCCUGAACCGGCAGAUUCGCGAAGAGCUGACCCGCCACCUAGCCUGUUUCUUCAAGCGGGCUGGGCCGAUUGAAGGGGAGCAGCUGCCCAGCCGCGAGGCCUCUAUUGAGGAGAACUUUUUGCAGUUCCUUCAGGGCACCGCAUGCAAUCUGGAGCCCUGCAACUCUAACAGCAGAGACAGCCCAGAGGAGCCAGAGACUGAGGCCAUUUAUGACUCAGCUGUUCAGCAGAACAUGCCAGCUGACUUCCAUAUCCCGGGACAGAUCCUUGAGGCAACCUCAGAAUUCCUUCAACAGCAACAUCUGAACAAUGAUCUACAUGGGUCAGAGAAUGAGAACUGCUGCAAAACUGUACCAGAGGUGUAGCUGCCUCAUAUGUACCAUCUCCUCUGCCAUUCAGUGAUCAAAGAAAUAUAUUUAUUUUUAUUCAUAUUUUCCAUAAUGUGCUGAAUAACACAUCUUUGUUCAUACUAAAACAGCGCUUUUAACCACAAAAUACGGUAUCUUCUCUGAAGAAAAUGGAAGUUAUAUAAAGUUACAUGUAUAGCUUAUAUGAAAGCUAUAAGUCCGGAGGCUUUUCAGAGAAGGACACAGCUGGAUAUAUUGUGUGCAUAAUCUCCUUCAAAUCCCUGUGACCAAGAUGCAGCAGCAUUACAUUACAUUACAUGUUUCCUAGAGCUAUACAGUGUGAGGCUGUUUUCUGUGUAAUGUCAUCAGAUGGAUACUAAACCCUUGUGUUAACCACAGUGCAGUUAAGUGACAAAGAGCUAAUAGAUAUAACAAAGUGCUGGGACUCCAAGAGAGCAAAUCCUUAGGGGCAACACAGUUUUCACAG
This is a messenger RNA of Solea solea (common sole), 2418 nucleotides long. RefSeq names its product G protein-coupled receptor 61 (gene gpr61). Gene Ontology annotation, biological process: G protein-coupled receptor signaling pathway. Gene Ontology annotation, cellular component: endosome; signaling receptor complex; plasma membrane. The transcript has 2 exons. Gene Ontology annotation, molecular function: G protein-coupled receptor activity. Lineage: Eukaryota; Metazoa; Chordata; Actinopteri; Pleuronectiformes; Soleidae. The coding region runs from base 531 to 1949 and encodes 472 amino acids. The record is from RefSeq and is a predicted model, not a curated record.